Molecule: messenger RNA, 828 nt
Organism: Wallemia mellicola CBS 633.66
Lineage: Eukaryota; Fungi; Basidiomycota; Wallemiomycetes; Wallemiales; Wallemiaceae
Product: small G-protein Ras2
Exons: 5
Coding region: 18-614 (198 amino acids)
Biological process (GO): signal transduction
Cellular component (GO): plasma membrane
Molecular function (GO): GTPase activity; GDP binding; GTP binding
Source: RefSeq, a predicted model, not a curated record
UGACCCGAGAAAUAUAAAUGUCAAAAGCUACGCCAUACAAAUUGAGCGUAUUGGGUGAUGGUGGUGUCGGUAAAACUGCUUUGACUGUCCAGUUUUGCAUGAACUCAUUCGUCGAAACUUACGAUCCAACUAUCGAGGAUAGCUACAGGAAGCAAGUCGUAUUAGAUGACGCGCCUGCAUUACUAGAGGUAUUAGAUACAGCUGGACAAGAGGAGUACACUGCUUUACGCGAUCAAUGGAUUAGAGAAGGCGAAGGAUUUUUAUUAGUCUACAGUAUAGCAUCUAGAAGCACAUUUGACAGAAUUGAAAAGUUCCGAAAUCUAAUCACACGAGUGAAGGAAAGGGAGGAUAUACCACUAAUGUUGGUAGGAAACAAAUGCGAUAAGGUAUACGAACGUGAAGUUAGCCUCGCAGAAGGUCAGAUAAUGGCAAAAAAGUUACAAUGUUUAAUGAUCGAAACUAGCGCAAAAACCUGCGUUAAUGUAGAAAGAGCCUUCUUCGAUGUCGUUAGAGAGAUUAGGCGGCAAAGGGAGAGAAUGAACGGCUCAAAUUAUGACCCAAAUAAUCACCAACAGAGGAGAAAUCAACGUAAACGAAGAUGUACGAUCCUCUAAACUAGUCUCAUAUACCUCGACAAGCCAUCCAGCCAUUCUGAUAUCAAUUAAACUUCUUUGUCUACGAUCUACGAUCUUUCAUACAUGUCUUCUCUUGCCAAGAGGUCUGAGCGUGGGUUGAUGUUCCAAGUGACUGAUUAGUAGUGUCCAUAUAAUAGUUUCUACGAUUAGUAAUCACUAUAAACAUCUAUCCAAUUUGAGCUUCAUACUAAGC